Gymnodraco acuticeps is the source of this 2684-nucleotide messenger RNA. RefSeq names its product protocadherin beta-16-like. The transcript has a single exon. Lineage: Eukaryota; Metazoa; Chordata; Actinopteri; Perciformes; Bathydraconidae. Gene Ontology annotation, molecular function: calcium ion binding. The record is from RefSeq and is a predicted model, not a curated record. Gene Ontology annotation, biological process: homophilic cell-cell adhesion. The coding region runs from base 135 to 2684 and encodes 849 amino acids. Gene Ontology annotation, cellular component: plasma membrane.
CGAGCUGGGGCUCAUCGCAGACACAGACCAUAUAUUAACCUUCCUAUUUUCCCUAAUCUGGACUGUAUGUGUUUUCGUCAGUCAGUUACAAUCUUCAUUUUAUUGUCCGGUUUGCUUUAAGACCCUUGUUUUCCAUGGCACGUCAAGACAAUUUUCGAGACGGAGGAGUGAGAUGCCGAUCGUUUGGACAAUUGCGAGGGGGACUGUAUCUGGGUUUUUUUCUCUUUUUUUUACUUAAUCAAGUAGUUGCCCAAAUACGGUAUUCCAUCCCAGAGGAGAAGAAGAAAGGGUCGCUUGUUGGUAAUGUAGCACAAGAUCUUGGUUUGGAUCUGAAGAGGCUUCGUUCUGGGCGGGCCCGUAUCGUGACUGGAGAAAACAUCCACUACACCGAGCUGAAGACAGACAAAGGGAUUCUAGUCGUGAAUGAGAGAAUAGACCGAGAGCAGCUUUGUGGAGACGAAACGCCGUGUAGCUUUACCUUUGAGAUUUUAUUGGAAAACCCAAUGGAGUUGCACCCUGUGACUAUAGAAGUAUUGGACGUAAAUGACAACGCUCCUAUUUUCCAAAACAGUCAUUUGAAAUUUGAAAUAAGCGAAUCAGCCGUGCUUGGUUCCCGAUUUGUUUUAGAAAGUGCAGACGAUGCUGAUGUUGGGGGAAAUGGUCUGCAGAAUUACGUAUUAACUCCGAACGAUAAUUUUGAUUUAAAACAACACGUCAAUCCGGACGGCAGUAAAUAUGCUGAAAUGGUGCUUCAGAAACCCCUGGACAGAGAAGAGCAGCCACGCCUGUCUCUAAAACUGCUGGCAGUGGACGGUGGAGAUCCACAGAGAUCUGGUACAGUAAAUAUAGAUGUUUUCAUCCUUGAUGCCAAUGAUAAUGCACCUGUGUUCAACCAGACACUAUAUAAGGCCACGGUGAUUGAAAAUGCAUCAAAAGGCACACAUAUUAUCACUGUGAAUGCAAGCGAUAUUGAUAGUGGUUCAAACGGAAAGAUAACGUAUUCAUUUUCAAAAUCAAAAGCAGGAAUAGCUGAUUUGUUCGAAAUAGAUGAGGCUACUGGGAAAAUAUAUGUGGCUAAGGAAAUAGAUUUUGAAAAAGACAAAAAAGUCGAGUUCAGGGUUGAAGCCAAAGAUCAUGGCGGACUGACAGAUUCUAGCAAAGUUGAAAUUGAGGUAAUCGAUGUAAAUGAUAAUGCUCCGGUCAUUAACGUGAUGUCCUUCACGAGCCCUGUGUCUGAAGACUCCCCCGCCGGUACAACUAUUGGCAUAAUUAAUGUUAAAGAUCUGGAUUCGAGUGAAAACGGACAAGUUAGGUGCACGAUCGAAGGCAAUGUUCCUUUUAAAAUUAAAUCCAAUGUUAGAAAUUACUAUGCAUUGAUCACUGAUGCUGCAUUAGAUCGUGAAAAUCUGCCAGAGUGUAACAUUACUGUUAUUGCCUCAGACACUGGCUCGCCACCACUCUCAACUACAAGAACCUUUUAUCUUAAGGUUUCUGAUGUAAAUGAUAAUGCCCCAGUAUUUCCCCAGAGCGUUUAUAGUGCAUACAUCACAGAGAAUAAUUCUCCGGGUGUAUCUGUAUUAAGUGUUCGAGCUAGAGACCCUGAUGAAAACCAAAACGCCCGUGUUUCCUAUAUUUUGGAAGAGUGUGAAAUAGGCGGAUCUCCAAUUUCUGUAUAUGUUUCGGUUAAUGCAGAAAGCGGAGCAAUACAUGCAGUGCGCUCAUUUGAUUAUGAACAAAUAAAGCAAGUUGUAUUCACUGUCAGAGGACAGGAUGGAGGCUCUCCUCCACUGAGUAGCAAUGUGACUGUGAAAUUACUGAUCCAGGACCAGAACGACAACCCUCCUCAGGUCCUGUACCCAGUCCAGACUGGUGGCUCUCUGGUGGCUGAGAUGGUGCCUCGUUCAGCAGAUGUGGGCUAUCUGGUCACUAAAGUGGUGGCUGUUGAUGUGGACUCUGGACAGAAUGCCUGGCUCUCCUAUAAACUGCAGAAAGCCACAGACAGGGCGCUGUUUGAAGUGGGCUUACAGAAUGGAGAAAUAAGGACUAUCCGCCAGGUGACUGAUAAAGAUGCUGUGAAACAAAGACUGUCUGUUAUAGUGGAGGACAACGGGCAGCCCUCUCGUUCAGCUACAGUCAUUGUUAACGUGGUGGUGGCUGACAGCUUCCCGGAAGUGCUGUCUGAGUUCACUGACUUUACACAGGACAAGGAGUACAAUGACAACCUGACUUUUUACUUAGUGCUGGCUCUGGCUGUAGUGUCCUUCCUCUUCAUCACGUGUUUAGUGGUUAUUAUAUCAGUGAAGAUCUACAGGUGGAGACAGUCUCGCAUCAUGUGUCACUCCAAUCUCCCUGUGAUUCCUUAUUAUCCUCCACGUUACUCAGACACUUUGGGGACAGGGACUCUCCAACACGUGUACAACUACGAGGUGUGCAGGACGACUGACUCCAGAAAGAGUGACUGUAAGUUCGGCGGAGCAGGUAGUCAGAACGUGCUGAUAAUGGACCCCAGUUCUACAGGGACGAUGCAGCGGAUACAGAGUGAAAAGAGCAUCCUGGAUGAACCAGACUCUCCUCUUGAGGUGAGUCAAAAAUGCCAGCUUCGUCUUUUUGGACCCUUUGUUUUCCUUUUGUUUCUAGUUUCAUGUUCAGUGCCAAGGACAGCUUAUUUUUCUUACACAACCUGA